Molecule: messenger RNA, 879 nt
Organism: Entrophospora sp. SA101
Lineage: Eukaryota; Fungi; Glomeromycota; Glomeromycetes; Entrophosporales; Entrophosporaceae
Source: the annotation of a GenBank genome assembly
AUGUUUAAAACAAAUUCAGGUGAUGAUUUGACACGUAGAAGCAAAAGAAUUCCCUAUGAUUAUGAUCCAUUUCGUCUGGUAAAACCCAUGCAUUAUACAUCAAGAUAUCCUGCACCAUUUAAAUUGUCUGUUUCUACUAAUGUUAUGCUCAUGAUGGACUUUCAUGCUCAUUUGGCCCAUACUGAAAUCAUUGGUUUGCUUGGAGGUCAUUUCCAUUCUGAUAGUCAACUAAUGGAAAUUACUUAUGUAUAUCCUUGUAAAAGUUUAAGUACUGGUUUUCAGUGUGAAAUGGAUCCUGAGUCUGAGGUUGCUGCAAGAGAGGUUUUUUCUGAAAAGUGCUUGGAAUUUGUUGGUUGGUAUCACUCUCAUCCAACUUUUGAACCUCAGCCUUCAAUUCGUGACAUUGAAAAUCAAUCCCAGUAUCAGGAAAUGUGGAAACGUGAUGAUGGUUUGGAACCAUUUAUCGGAGUGAUUGUAACCCCAUACGAUGCAGAGAAUGUUUCUAAUAUUUCAAAAUUUAAAUUUUGGAUGAGCGGUACCAAAUAUGAUGUUUCAGGCGAAUAUAGAACACCUUAUGAGUGCGAACAUUUAGUAUCACGAUCUGAAUCUUUUCCUGAAGAUAUGUUUUCUCAAUUAUCCGAAUUGAUUAGGGAAUAUCAUAACUAUGAUCAACGAGUUGAUAUGGCACAAAAGUACCGAAAUAAUGACAAUUUUUUGAGACUUGAUAAGAUGAUGGAAUCAUUAUCAUCUCAUCUAACAUCUCAAAUCGCUGAUUCAUUGAUUUCACGUUUACGAGAACUUGUUAAUGACAAUUUUAUUAGUCAAGAAGUUUCAGAAGUAGUCAAUAAUAAUACUAAUACAAAUGUUGAAGAACCAUAA